CGAAUAAAUGUAUUAUCUAGGUAUAAUAUUAUCAAUUUAAAACAGGUGACGAUAGUCAGUACGGUAAACGGGGCAAGAGAUUAUUAGACAAUUCGCUUACGAGAUUGCAUACGCGUAUACACUCGUGGAUUGUAGUUCCGUCGCACGUGUUUUGAUUUUUACCAACCUCAAAAAUGGAUCUCGUCAACCAGAUCCUAGGCGACGAAAAUGUCAAUUCGAGGAAACUAAUUACCGUUGAGAAAGAAAUCGACGUAGAAAUCGACGAAGGAACACUUCUGGUAACCGACUACAAUCCUUUUAAUUUGAAAAGUGGUCAUUUUGAGUCGAACUUAAAAGAUCUGACAAGAGGUAAUGUGCAACUUCUGGUGAACAAAAUUUGGGAGUUACCAACAAAGUGCGUCGAAGAAGUGAUUGUUGCUGAGUUGCCUAAACAAAAAUACGUUUUACCAAGAUCAAGAAAAGUGCCUAAACCCAAACUACUUACGAAGUGGCAACAAUUUGCCAAAGAGAAGGGCAUAACUCCCAAGAAGAAAGGUAAAUCUAAGCUCAAGUGGGAUGAUCUUCUACAGAAGUGGACUCCAACUUAUGGAUUUAAAAAGGCUGAGGCUGAGAAACAAAAGGAGUGGUUGGUUGAGUGUAAUGAUGAUGGAAAACCUAAGGAGGAUCCAUUUACCGCUAUCAAAAUUGGCAAACAAGAAAGGAAGGCUAAAAAUGAGUUACAGCGGUUAAGGAAUCUUGCUAAGGCCAAGAAAAUUAAUGUUCCCAAGCUUGGAUUACCAAGCACUGAACACUUCAAAGAUGCUAAACAGUUGUCUACUGGUGUUAAGGUUGCACAAGUAUCAACAGCAUCAUUGGGUCGUUUCAACGAUGAAGUAAAGAAAGAGGUAAAGAAAAAGUCAAUUAAAAAGGGACGAGUCACUAAGAAGAGGAAGAAGAAUCCUGGCCAAAUGAAAGAGUCUGCUCCGAAAACCUCAAAGAAACCUAAACAAGGAAAAGGUAAUCGCGAUUUUCGUAAAAAAGUUGGAGGCAGUAAACGAAGAGGAAAGAAAUAAAACAUACAUUUUUGUAAAAUAAUUAAUUUGUGUAUCUGAGACUUGUUUUGAUGUGUGAGUGUGUGUAUAAAUUUGUAAGAAUGGUGAUCAAAAUUGUAACAAGAGUAUAAUCUAUUAAACUUGU
This is a messenger RNA of Phymastichus coffea, 1176 nucleotides long. RefSeq names its product ribosome biogenesis regulatory protein homolog. The transcript is spliced from 2 exons. The record is from RefSeq and is a predicted model, not a curated record. Bases 174 to 1052 code for a protein of 292 amino acids. Gene Ontology annotation, cellular component: nucleus; nucleolus; preribosome, large subunit precursor. Gene Ontology annotation, molecular function: protein binding. Gene Ontology annotation, biological process: endonucleolytic cleavage in ITS1 to separate SSU-rRNA from 5.8S rRNA and LSU-rRNA from tricistronic rRNA transcript (SSU-rRNA, 5.8S rRNA, LSU-rRNA); ribosome biogenesis; ribosomal large subunit export from nucleus. NCBI's taxonomy places the organism in Eukaryota, Metazoa, Arthropoda, Insecta, Hymenoptera, Eulophidae.